Messenger RNA from Naegleria gruberi, 1633 nucleotides. RefSeq lists its product as uncharacterized. The transcript has a single exon. The record is from RefSeq and is a predicted model, not a curated record. NCBI's taxonomy places the organism in Eukaryota, Heterolobosea, Eutetramitea, Acrasida, Naegleriidae. Bases 14 to 1522 code for a protein of 502 amino acids.
UCUUGAUCAAAAAAUGAAAGUAUCUGAAAGUGCUCUUCAAAAAUUCGAAACUCUCUUGUCCAACUUUGCCCCACAAAGUGUCAAUUUAAGUGUUCAAAUCGAUGCUGGUCACUUACCAACCGAUCAAAUUGGUGUUCAAUGCGAAAUUCCAUUCCUUGUUCGAUUGCUAUCAGGUAAUUUACCACCACAAGAAGAAGAAGCAGAAACAACCAAUGUCUUGAAAACUCCUGUAAAUAUUUGUCUAGUUUUGGAUAUUUCUGGUUCCAUGGAUGAACCUUUAAAGAAUAGAUCGAAGGGAUCUAAAUUGACUGCCUGUAAAUCUGCUAUUCGUGAAUUGGUCACCAAUUUCUUAACCUACAAGGAUACUAUUCACUUGAUCACAUAUAGUGAUAGUCCAAAAACUGUUUUUACAGAAAAGAAUAAGGAAUCAGUCAACUUGAAUGAUAUUGAUAAGAUUAGUACUGAGGGAAGUACUAAUAUUGCCUCUGCUUUGCAUUCUGCUGUUGAUUUGCUUCAUAAUUCAAAUGCUCCUGGAACUAAAUUGAUUGCCUUCUUCUCAGAUGGUCAAUGUAAUGUUGGCGAAACUAAUUUAAACAUUUUUGGUUCUGGAUUAUUGAAGAAAUUGAAAGAUUAUUCUGAAGGAAAAGAUGAUCAAAUUCACAUCUCUUCAUAUGGUGUUGGAAGUGAUUAUGAUGAAUUGUGGCUUCAAGCAAUUGCUAGAACUGGUAAAGGAGAGUAUUAUUAUUUGGAAGACGAAACCUAUGCCAAAGAUGCAUUCGAAAGAUCACUUAAAAAGUACAAGUAUCAAAUUGGUAAAAAGUUUAAUGUGACAGUUUCUGGAUUGAAUGGAGUAACUGUCAAAUCAUUUAAUAGAAAGUCAGAUUUGAAUUCACUUAUUAGUGGAGUUUCUCUUGGUGGAUUAUUUUGUAGAGAUUUGCGUUUUAUUGAGGGUGUUUUAGUUUACAAUCCACAAAAUUCAGCAACCUUAGAAGCCCUUAAACAAUUAGAUUCGAAUAAUGGUUUACCAAUGUUGAAAGUUGACUAUUCCUACAUUAGUAACACUGAUGAACAAAUUGUCAAGAGUGUCAAUUACAUUCACACAAGAUUUGCCUCCAACACUAGUGAACUCUCCACUCAAUUGAAACUUUAUGAAACCAGUGCCGAAAGAAAUGACUUUACCGUCCAAAAUUCCAUCCUCUCCAUUGCCGAUCUCCAAGUUCAAUUCAACCAAUUAUUAGAACAACACAACUCUGAAAAAGCUUUGGAAUUGGCCAAACAAAUCGAGGAGAAAUAUAAGGAACUCGUUGAGAAGGAUCAGUACGGAAUUGUUGAACAAUUGUACACACAAGCUGUUCAUCAACGUUCAGAAUUGGAAAAGCACGGAAUUUCUGAGAGUUACAAGAAGGUUGUUUCAAAGAGUGCAAGUGUGGCAUUGAAAGUUUCAAAGAAGGAAGCUAAGGCUCAAUAUGAAUGUGAAUAUGAUGAUUGUGAAGAUGAGGAAGCUUAUGGUGGAUUGUUUUAAAUAAAUCAUUUUGCUUUAAUAUAUUUGGCACUGGUUUUUAAAUAGUAAGUAUUAUAAUAUUUAAAUAGUUUACAAUAAAGUUAAAUAGUUGGUUGUAUGCCAAAAUUAUGG